UCUAAUGUAUUUUCCAUGCCUGAUUUCAUAGAAUUUUCUUUCCAGAUUGCAGUAUGUCACCUUGCAGGACACCCAACUCAGCAGCACCUUGUGGCAGCUGGAGGAGAAGAUGGAGCUAUGGCCAUAUGGGACAUGAGGAAUAUAGCUCAGCCUAUCACUCUCAUUUCUGCACACAAUGGACCAAGUUAUUGCUUGCUUUCUUCUCUCAUUCUGUUUAUUAUUUUCCAGUUACUGAGUACGGUUCCACCAGCAGCACCAGAUCAUUUGUUUACAUGUGGUUUAGAUGGUCAACUUUUGCAUUGGGAUGCUUCUGCCUCUGCACGGCCUACAUCUGUGUCUUUCAAGGGAUCUCGUGAGCCUGCAGGAGCAAGUAUCACAGUCUGGCUAAGCAGCGAUGUUGCCCGGGGAGCCAUUGAUACUACAUGUAUAAUUCCACAGUCGUCCUUACCCAUCAACUCGCUGGACAUUGAGGGGCCAACACUGCUUGCUGGUUCAGACAACGAGUCCAUUUAUACAGUCAGAAAUGUGUUGCUUUAUUAAAGUUUCUUGUUAACAUUUACUUGAAAAUUAUGUUCAUAAAGAUUGUUUCUUUGAAACUGAAUAUUACUUAUGUAUUGAAAGUUUUAA
This is a messenger RNA of Penaeus monodon (black tiger shrimp), 627 nucleotides long. Its product is annotated as nucleoporin Nup43-like. Gene Ontology annotation, molecular function: protein binding. Gene Ontology annotation, cellular component: nuclear pore outer ring. NCBI's taxonomy places the organism in Eukaryota, Metazoa, Arthropoda, Malacostraca, Decapoda, Penaeidae. The transcript is spliced from 3 exons. Bases 16 to 540 code for a protein of 174 amino acids. The record is from RefSeq and is a predicted model, not a curated record.